Molecule: messenger RNA, 342 nt
Organism: Daktulosphaira vitifoliae (grape phylloxera)
Lineage: Eukaryota; Metazoa; Arthropoda; Insecta; Hemiptera; Phylloxeridae
Exons: 2
Coding region: 1-342 (113 amino acids)
Source: RefSeq, a predicted model, not a curated record
AUGAACAAUUUUAAGAAAAUUAAUGAAAAUGAAAUAAGGUUAAUAACGGACUACCAAGAAGAAAUGUAUAGAUACAAAUAUUAUAUGAAUAUAAAAAAAUAUUGUAGGAAUAUACUAGCUGAUAGAAUAAUAAAGUUAAAAAGAGAAUUGGAUGAAGAGUGUGCUGAUAAAGUAGCAUUACAUUUAAAAAAUAAAGAAGCUGACAUUGAAGGUUCAUCUACAUAUAAAAAAUUAUGUAAUACAGAAAAUGAAGAAUUUGUGGAUUAUGCAUUCAAAACUAUACAAAAAUGCAAAAAAGAUGGGAAACCAAUAAUACCUCUUCUUAAAGCAUUAGAGGUUUAA